UACAAGAAGGAUGGAAGCGCGAACCGGGAGCCCCAAGUCGGGUCUUAAGUAUAGGUCUCGCACCCCGAAAUCGAAGGGUGUAUCAGUGACCCGAAGUGACGACACGAGCGAGGGAACCAAGUCCAAGGAGCCUCGCAGAACCGGCUCCCGUGGGAAGACGUUGCAGCAGACCAACAGGCAACCGACUUCCAAGAGGCUGGCCAAAGCAAGCGCAGCUGAAGGCUCGGCUUCUGGAGGAAAGAUGGCAGCCAACUUUGGGUCCAACCAGGCCCGACCACGAGCUCCAGGCACAACUCGACCUGUCACAACUCUCCGGUCGGUAACCAAGCGGUCUUUCACAGGCGGCUCGCAAGCAUUCCGUGACGUCAAUGGCAGCACCCCGCUCAGAAGAUGUGGAGGGCUGGACUUGAAUGCAACGCGGAGCAAUGGUUUGACAGCGACGCCACCCAACGAAUUGUCUUCGCACCUAUCUCGACGACUACCCACCCUGAGCGUAACGAAGGAUUCCUUGCUGCUGGAGAGCCGACGCGGCGUUCGAAGACGGAGUAAGGCCAACUGCAAGCGGGUCGCAGCCGAAGCUGCAGCUAUCAUGGCGGUGAUGUGCGCGCUUCUCAUCUACCUGAUUCAGCGCCCUACCAUCACGUGGGCAUUCAGAGGCAGCAAAUUAUGCGCCACGCCAGGUUGCCGCUACCAAGCUGAGAUCAUCGCCGGCUGGGUGAACGUCAGCGUCGAUCCGUGCGAUGACUUCGAGGCGUACGCCUGUUCACGCUGGACUCCAAACAUUCAAGGCCACGGGACUGGCUCAGCUAUGAUGAGUCAUGCCAAUUACUACUGGAUUCACUAUUUUCGUCAGCGACUCGAGGAAGCCUCGAGCAGGUUGCGCAUCGCGAAACAAAUAGCGGCACUUUUCGACUCUUGCAAAGAUAAGCGGACCGCGGAAGAAACCAGAAAAGGAAUUUACGAGAUUAAAGAAUUCAUGCGGGACCUUAAGAUUCGAUGGCCAGAACCACCUUUGCCAGGAGUCGAACCGCUGGGCGUCAUCCUCGAUCUGGUGUUCAACUGGGGCACCGAUAUCUGGUUCCGAGCUGACUUGUCGCUACACACCACUGACAUUGGUGGCAGAAGAAACCUGCUCCUGCAGCCGGCAGUAGUUCUCAGUGCGCGAUGGAGUAACGUGGCUGGCAUCUUAUUCACAGACAAGUUCAUAGAGUAUUGGUUGGGUUUCUACCAAGCUUUCGCUCCCGGUGAAGAGAUGAGGCCCCUUGAUGCCAUUCUGGACACCAGGAGUAUGCAAACGACGAUUUACGCAGACUUCGUUCAAGUUGAAAACAGCCAGUUAAAGCAUCCAAGGCACACUCGACUUGGAGACAUCCAACGUUAUACACCUCAUAUUUCUGCCCGUCGGUGGAUUGACGCUCUCAACGACAACUUGGUCGGCCACGGACAGUUCAUAUCUUCGGAUGGCGUGACGACCGCGGACACAGAGCUUCUCAUGGUCGUGGACAGGCUGUUCGCCAAUUUCAGCCGCGAGCAACUGCUGGACCACAUAUCGUGGGAAUUCGUACAGCUAAUCGCUCCGCUCGCGGACUCGAAAUUGCUUCUGGCCAAGUACGGAACUGAGACACGUGCUGAGAUGCAAGAGGACAACUUCUGCUCCACACAAAUCGAAAGAGCAUACCGCUGGCUUGUCACAGCAGCACUAUUGCUCCCGCAGUUUGACCCCAAGGCGAGGGCUUUUCUGGACCAGCAGCUGGCAAACAUCACUGAAGCUGCCAUUAUGAAAGUGUCCAGCGUCUUGUGGGCCGACAACGGAUCAGUGGAAUUGAUCGCAAACCAGCUGCGGAAUCAGACAACCGUCAUCUGGCCGCCGUAUGAGCCGCUUAGCGACAACGCGCUCUACAAGGCUUCCCCCUCCUGGUUCUACGAGAACGCUAGCUUUACGCAACACUGGAUUCGAUCGGUGACAAGGUGGCGGCAGCUACGCACGAGUCCGACCUACAGGCGCAGCGACGACUCUCCGCGAUCGUACGCCAUGCCGCACUUUGAGUACGACCCCUUCUCGAACGCGGUUCGUGUGUCAGCGGCGACUCUGUUCAUUCCUUGGUACCAAGCCGCGGGCAGUAAAGCCGCUUUAUAUGGCGGCAUCGGCUUCACGUUCGCGCGAGAAGUGGUCAAGUCUUUCGACGGCGUCACGCCAGCGUUCGACCGACGCGGCGAGUUCCUCGACACGUGGCCUACAAACAUAUGGAAGGAAGCCUCGGCGAACAAGGCGUCAUGUCUGCGGCCCGAGUUCGAUACGGUAUUUCCCGAGAUUCCCGCUCUGGAGAUUGCGUACGCGGCAUUCCUGGCGUCGUCCGCGAAAGAAGACGCGGAUCGCUCGUUGCCGAUUGCAAAGGAAUGGAGCCCAGAACGAGUGUUCUUCGUCACCGCCUGCUUCACGAUGUGCAACAUGCCGAACACGCUGAGACGCUUUCGCGUGGACUGUAACAAAGCGGCGAGGAAUUUCGCUCCUUUCGCGGCGGCCUUCAAUUGCCCGGCACAUUCGAGGAUGAACCCUCGAGAAAAGUGCCCCUACUUUUAUUAAUCCACAUGCGUCUUGCUGCAUGUCAUUGAGUGCAUCUUCGCGCUGAGACAAACGUGUUGUCACCCAUUAAAAGUGCCAUAUAACGGA
This is a messenger RNA of Dermacentor albipictus, 2671 nucleotides long. Its product is annotated as endothelin-converting enzyme 1-like. The record is from RefSeq and is a predicted model, not a curated record. Gene Ontology annotation, biological process: protein processing. Lineage: Eukaryota; Metazoa; Arthropoda; Arachnida; Ixodida; Ixodidae. Gene Ontology annotation, molecular function: metalloendopeptidase activity. Gene Ontology annotation, cellular component: plasma membrane.